Gossypium raimondii (Peruvian cotton) is the source of this 1187-nucleotide messenger RNA. Its product is annotated as 1,4-alpha-glucan-branching enzyme 2-2, chloroplastic/amyloplastic. The record is from RefSeq and is a predicted model, not a curated record. Lineage: Eukaryota; Viridiplantae; Streptophyta; Magnoliopsida; Malvales; Malvaceae. Bases 702 to 1094 code for a protein of 130 amino acids. Gene Ontology annotation, cellular component: cytoplasm. The transcript is spliced from 3 exons. Gene Ontology annotation, molecular function: 1,4-alpha-glucan branching enzyme activity. Gene Ontology annotation, biological process: starch metabolic process.
CCCUUUUGUUCCUUCAUAAUAAUUAUUUUUUUUGUAGUAGUUUGCCUCAGUUUGAUUUUUUUAGAGGAUCUGUUAUAUUGAUAUUUUUCGUCUUUCUCUUUGGGGUAUUUUUUUUAUUGGAAUCAUGAGAAAUUUCUUAGGGGCAAAGGUGAUUUGGAGCUCUAAAAUAAAUUGAAUAGCCAUGCACUAUGAUACUUAUUUCCUUUAAACUUGGUUAAGAUAGUUUUUUUCUUCAAAGCAUGAACUGCAGAUUUUUGUUUUGCUUAUUUGAUCUAUAAAAGAUGUGGGACUUUGUUCCUUUUUGGUUUUACCCAUUCUUUGAAUAUAUGUAGAAAUUGACAUUGCUAUUUUCUAGAGUAAAGAUUUUUUGCUCCUUUUUUUGGACAAUAUCUUAAUCAUAUUCGACACAUACUAUUAGUCUUAUUCCAACCUGCAAUUCCCAUUCUUUGAUGGCAUUCCCUUGUACCCUAAUAUUUAUGUCAUUUUAGCAGUUUAAAUGUUAGCCUAUGAUUUUACAUAUCAUGCUUAUGGGUGUCGAUGGUUGCUGGAAUUAAACUUCGAUCUCUUUUCUAUAAGCAUCAUUUUCAUCCAAACUUUCUAGUUCUUCAUGAGGAGAUGACAAGCUUGAUGAACACGGGGACGCUUAUGAAACAAAGGAUAAUAAUGAUAUCUACUUGGACAAAGAUGGGAAAUAUCGUGAAAUGAAUAAUCGCAUGGAAACUAAAUCUGGGGUUAAGGAUUCUAUUCCUGCUUGGAUCAAGUUCUCUAUUCAAGCACCUGGUGAAAUCCCAUACAGUGGAAUAUACUAUGAUCCACCAGAAGAGGAAAAGUACGUAUUCAAAAACCCCCCUACAAAAAGACCAAAAUCACUUAGAAUUUAUGAAUCACAUGCUGGAAUGAGUAGCAUCGUAUGCAUCUCUCUUUUCCCUUGCAUGAAUUGUUAUUCCAGUCUUCUGUCAGAUUGCUUAACGGUUCUAAUUUAUUGUUACUUGCUAUCAUGCCAUAUUUUUUGUACUGUUUCUUCCAAUAUUUUAUAUGACAUGUUCCUCCAAGGCUUUGAGAAUGAAAAGAAAAGCAGGAGUUUUUUAUACUGAAAAAUCAUCUUGGUAUUAUAGUUAAAAACAUGCACUGGGAAGUGCAUCAAACUGUAUAGCUGUCUCAAGAAACCUUUUAAUUUUAAAAUGAGU